AUGGAGAGAGAAAGUCUGAAGCGCUCGGAAGAAGAAGAAGAUGCCUUAGCUCGCAGCACAAAAAAGUUCAAGGAAAGCCAUAGUUUUCAAGAGACGAAUGAGAAAGGAAAGGGGAUUAAAAUAGGGAGUUACAAGGAUAAGCUGGUGGGUGCAAUGCCUGGUGCAUUUGCACAAGCGUUUGGUCUUAAAAGCGCUAUGCAAGAGGAUUUGGAGUCUGACAUUGAAGAGGAAAGUGACCAGGACGGUAGCCUUAGAAUUGGAUUUUCCAGAGAAGAGAAGGUUCAAAUGAGAGCACCUUGGCAAAAAGCUCUCAUCAUCAAAACCUUUGGGAGGAGAAUGGCGUUUUCAUUCCUCGUUGAGAGAGUGAGAAAGAUGUGGAAUCCGUGUGGAGGUAUGGACUGCAUAGACUUGGGGUAUGAUUAUUUCCUAGUGAAAUUCGAGUUAGAUGAAGAUGUAGAUACUAUCCUCAUGGGGGGUCCUUGGUUCAUUGGUCAGCAGUUUAUUGCUAUUAGACAAUGGGAACCGGAGUUUAAGGCUUCCACAGCAACUCUUUCUUCAGUAGCAGUUUGGAUUAGACUACCAGAGUUGCCCAUUGAGUAUUAUGAGCCUAAUGCACUCCUUAAGAUCGGGAAAGCUAUUGGACCGGUCCUGAGGAUUGACUCUCAUACUGCUAAUGGGGAGAGGGGCAGAUUUGCUAGAUUGUGUAUCCAAGUUAACUUGGAUAAACCGUUGGUUAGGAAACUUUACCUCGGCAAGCUAGAGCAGUGUGUGCUCUAUGAAGGGAUUAACACCCUCUGUUUCUCGUGUGUAAGGAUUGGCCACAAGGUUGAAUCAUGUCCGUACACCAUAAGAGAGCAGCCCAAGGAGAAGAAUACGGGUAGAAGUGGUGAAGAAACAGGGGAGCAAAAGGAUGACCAAGCGGGCAUGCAAAGUGCUCAAGAAGCAGAAGGGUUGAAGAAAAAGGAAGAUGUGCAGCAGGAAUAUGGAGAAUGGAUGGUUGUUAACAGAAGGAAAGGGAAUAAUAGAGCUAGACCAGUGCAACGGGUUCAGACGGUGAGUCAUAUGGCGGAUGUGCAGAUGACGCAAUCUUCCAUAGCCACCACUGCCGAGCCUAGCGUAGCAAGCAUGAGUAGAAGAGAUGGGAAAAGAAAAUCUCUGCACACGCAACCCGUCGUGUCACAGAGAGAGAUGGCUACGUCCAAUCAUAGUCAGCUAAAAAGUGGUAAGGGAGCAAAGAAUAAGGGAAUAAGUUCCAGGACUAACCAGAAGGCAACGAAAUCAGUUGGUUUACAACCAAAAGAAGUGGGCCAGAGCAGCAAGAGUGGGCUUUUUGUGUUUGGGUCUAAUUUAGAGCAAGGCCCGGUUUGUUUUUCUGGCUCUUUGAACCCAAAAGUAACCAAUUUAGAGUAUAGCAGUCCAACGGGAAAGGAGAAUACAGCAACUAAACAAUACAGCAGAGGUGAUGGAAGGCAAGGAGAAGUGGGGGAUUCUCUACAAAGGAAAGAUCAUACCGGUGAGCGACUCAACCAUUCGGUGGAUAAGGCAAGACCCAACAGAGGUGUGGGGCUGGUUCGAAACAGAGCUGAUGGUGGCAUGGAAGAACAUUUUUCCUCUAACGGAGAGGAGCAAGCAGCUGGGUUACUUGCCUCUUAA
This is a messenger RNA of Quercus lobata, 1653 nucleotides long. RefSeq lists its product as uncharacterized. Bases 1 to 1653 code for a protein of 550 amino acids. The record is from RefSeq and is a predicted model, not a curated record. Lineage: Eukaryota; Viridiplantae; Streptophyta; Magnoliopsida; Fagales; Fagaceae. The transcript has a single exon.